This is a messenger RNA of Pectinophora gossypiella (pink bollworm), 2011 nucleotides long. RefSeq names its product zinc finger protein 189-like. Lineage: Eukaryota; Metazoa; Arthropoda; Insecta; Lepidoptera; Gelechiidae. The transcript has 6 exons. The record is from RefSeq and is a predicted model, not a curated record. Bases 108 to 911 code for a protein of 267 amino acids. Gene Ontology annotation, biological process: regulation of transcription by RNA polymerase II. Gene Ontology annotation, cellular component: chromosome. Gene Ontology annotation, molecular function: chromatin insulator sequence binding.
AACUUUUAGUAGUACGUUGUGUUAUUUCUUUGACCCGAGGUGAAUAUGGCUUGCAUUUUGUAAUUAUUCGUCGUAUUCACAUAAAAUACAAACCGAUAUCCGUGGAAAUGGAUCCCCUAGAAGGUAGCAGUAAGUUAAGCGAAAUGUUAAAGGUAGAAAUCGAAGUGAAAGAGGAAACCGAUGAUUUCUUCGACAAUUCCUUACUAUUCCCAACAGACCUGAUCUUCGAUGAUACAGAGGUGAUGUCCGAUCCCACUAGUGGGCUAAUGGUCUGCCUGCUAUGCUGGGAGGAGAUGGAACCCAAUGGAGUAGCAGAACAUAUGGUCAAAAUACACAAAUACAGGAAAAUUGUCUACAAAUGCUGGAAUUGCGACACAAUUUUUUACGAACGAGAAGGACUAGUACAACACAGAGAAACGUGCCACCCGAAGAAACCGGUUAAAAAAACGAUGAGGCAGAUAAUAGCGGAGGCAUACCGGACCAACGCUAGCAUGUGCCCGAUAUGUCUCAUACAACUUGACAAUAACCUCAAAGAACAUAUCGAGGCAGAACAUAACAAACCACCGGUUAAAAAAAAGGCUUCAGUUGAAAAUGUCAUCGUUCCUUGUACUGUGUGCCAAAAGCCGUUUAAAUCUAAGAUGACCAUGACACAACACAGAAAGUAUGUCCAUGAAUCCGUCCAGGACUCGUCCGAGUGCAACAUGUGCGGGCAGAAGUUUGCCUCUGUGAAAUAUCUCGCCAACCACGUGAGAAAUGUUCACCCUACUGGCGACAAGGUGCACAAGUGCCAGACGUGCGGCAAAGAUUUCAAGUCGCACCAAUCAUUGUACCAACAUAACAAGAACGUCCACCUCGGAUACUACGCCAAAAAACUUGAAAGGCGACUGGAACGAUUAAAUCAAAGCGACUAAAGCAAGAACCUCUUUUUUGAAGUCGGUUGAAAAUAAAAAAAGUAACAAUUGCGGAUUUUGAGACUUUAUUAUUAUUAGUUAAGGCCUUUGACAAACAAGAGUGGCUCUUAAAUUAAUAGUACACCACACCUCUUCGGCUGCCUACCCCGGUGGGAAAUGGGCGUGAGUUUAUGUUAAUACGUACAUUAAUAUGUAUGUAUUUGUAAUAUGUCACCACCCGUGUAUCCCCGUAGGAAAAGGCAGCAUAGUAUCAGAGUGUUAGUGACAUCGUAACGAAUACUCAGGGGGAUGAUUCAGACCAUGAUUCUGAGUUAAUAUCAAGUGGUAUUCUCCGUCGUAAAAUUCAUGUUUCUUGUUUUUUUUUAAAUUAUUUUAAAUUCUAUACUUCUGCGAUGGAAAAUUCCACUUGAUAUUAACUCGGAAUCGUAGUCUGAAUCAUCCCUCUCAGUAUUCGUUACGGUGUCAUUAUCACCCGUACGUACUUGUAUGGCUACCUGUACUUGUACCGGGUGUAAGUGGCAUCGUAACAAGUACUGAGGGAAUUUCCUGUCGGAAAAUUUAUUUUUUGUAUUUUUUACUUAUUUUAAAUUCCAUAGUUUAUUAUUUAUACAGGGUGUUAUUGACAUCAUAACGAAAAUUUUGAGGUAUUAUUGAGGUAUGGAACUGAAACUAGUCAAAUCAGUUACUUUUUACUAAACGUCGAAACACGAAAUUACUAUGUAAUUGGUAUGAAAAAGCACACUGUGACGUCAUAGAAAAACGCGAUAAAAUGUCGGACUUAUUACGUUUUCUUGAUUUUUUUUCUUGUUUUUUUUUUUAUUUUAUUUAUUUAAAGAAAACAUAUAGCUUUUAUGUUUAAAUAUAACACAUAUAUGUAAUACAAUAGCCAAUCAAGUUUUCACCAAAGAAUAAUACCUGCUAUUGGGUAUUCAAAGAAAAGCAACUCAUAUAAUUAGAGGAAAAAAAAAAACCGAAAAUUUAUGACAAGCGUAUAGUGCCCUAACGUAAAGAUUUUAUAAUUUCUUCUUAAAUUACUUAUCUAUUUUUUAUAUUGUUUUUUCUACCUAUUAAGUUUUGAUUAUUCAUAAAUAAGUUAAAUA